CGCACAACAACAUCCCAUGUGUCCAGGGCGGCCGUGCUAAUGUGAACUGUUGUAGUCUCUGUAGGAUCAGAGAGGUAUAGGCGGCUAUGGUACUCAAGCUACCGGUACCAAAAUAGCAGAUGACCAUUUCCAUUUCAUCUGUCGCACACUCGACACCAAAGAGUCGCUCAGAUAUUUGUGCCCGCUUACUCCUUCCUGUGUUACAGCUCUGGCCUUGCCGGCAACUAUUUCGGUGGGGUGUGUUCGGUUCCUUCUCCUUCAGUCUUUUCAAGCAGUUACUUGAAGAUGGAUUUCUACCAUGAGCUUCAGUCUGUGUUUAACCAAGAGCAUUUUGGUGGUGCUCUUGUAUGGAGUAACAAAAUAAUCUGACUUGUGUGAAAUGUACUUUUAAGGAUUCAUAAGUGUCCUUUUUAAAUACAUAUUUUUUCUGUCUAAUGGAAUUGUCCACGGAUGAACUACAGAACUUAAAAAAAAGGGAUAUCACAAUGUAAUCUCCAAUAUGUGGUGUUGACAAUGUAAGAAAAGUCAAGCCAGGUCAAUUCUGCGUUACACUGAAGGAACUGGGUAUACACAUUCAUCAUGAGCAACCAAGAGAAGCGCCACAGGACAAGCAUGCAGCACCUCCGCUAUCUUGAUAGCUUUAUGGAUGAAAUCGACCGCGAGGUCAUGAGCCUGACGGAUCGAGCUUUCAAGAGUUUGUGCAUUGGAGAUGAAGCAAUCUACAAUGACUCAGAGUUUUCCCCCUCUCCAGUCAGCUGCCACAAGCCGACGGUGGAGGACGUCUCAAAAAAGACUCAGGAGAGCUCAUUAUCUGCUGUCAAAAAACUUAAUUCUUACCCCCUUAAUGGAGCAAAUGAUCCGUUGAGUAAAUCAAAUAAGUUUGUCAAAGACUCAUCGCUUUUUGCAGUGUUUGCAACCAAAAAGAACGGUGAGAGCACAAAGAAGACAAAUGGGGAAUCAUGGGACAAGUCCGCUCUACUCAGCAUCCAAAGAGAGCUUUCUGAGUUUUCUUCAGAUUAUCAGAGUUUAAAAGCGGAACAUCGUUCCCAUACCAAAAACCAUCUCAAACCAGAUGAAAAAGGGUCUGGCAAAAAAUCAAGCAAGGAUGCUUCAAUUCCUUCGGGAAAAUCUUCUAAAAGUAAACAAAGCAAAAACAAACUGAGAAAACUGAAUUGUAUAAACUUUUUCCUCCACAGCGAAUUCAGCCCGUUUUUGUCAUGGAGGGAUUUUAAUAAAUUCUCCAUCGGGCAGGAGCACAUUUCGGAGAUCAUGUUGAGCAACAGGCCACCUGAAUGGUAUGAUUCACCUCUUUACAAAGAACUAACUGCAGCACAUGGACACUAUACAUUAAAUGUUCCUCCAUCAGCUGAAAAAGAAGUUGAAAAGUGUCCAAAACAAACUGAGACUCAUCCACCUAAACCACAACUUGCUUCUGUACAACAGAAGGCAGCACCUAAAGUACCCCCCAGACCAGAGAAAGAGUCCGAGCACAUCCAGCAUAAUAUUCCAAUAAAGGCUCCUCCGCUUGCCGCUGAACAGAGAUGUAAUUCAGAAAAAGUGGAAGCUUGCGUUCCCUGGCGAAAAAGCCGAAGUAGAGCAAAAAGUGCCGCUCCUAUGGAGCAUUCCAUCAACUUGCCGACUUGCGAAAAGACAAGUGCUGGAGAAGGGAGCGCACAGGCGUUUAAAGAAGUUAAGACAAUAGAGGACCAGACUUCCACUAGUUCAACUCCUUUCAGUAUAUCACAACUGUUGACACCAGUGAUACCCUCCAGACAUGGGACGGGAACUUCAGAGAUACUGCAAACUGUGUUCUCGCCCACUGGCCUGGAGGUCCCAGCACUCCCUGAGAGAGAUCUGCAUCCGUCGCCUGAGAUUAAGAGAGAGGGGUACAAAUCCAUAGCAUCAAGCUUGUUGUUCAAUCUCAAGGACAAUAGAAAACGGGUUAAGUCCAUGUACAGUCCACCUAAGUUUAAAGGUUUGGAUGCAACAAAUCAAAUUAAAGAGUCUCCCCAGCCUGAAGCAUCCAAAGAUGUGCUUGAAAUACCAGAGGCUUCAGGAGCUAAAACAAUUUCACCUGGUCGUCACAAAGCCAUCAUCUCUACAAUGAGUCCUUUGUUGGAAACAGGAGACAAUCAAACCGGCUCUCCUGCAAAUGAUGAAAUGCCAGAUGACUUCUUGGCACUGAGUCUGCUUCAAUCUGGAAAAUUAAAAUCAAACAGGAACCCUGCAACUAAGGCAACAUACCCAUCAUUACAACUUUACCGAAAAGCUAGUCCUGAGGAGAUUAGAGCAAAUGCUCAAACUGACACCAGCUCUCAGGUUGUCACAGAAAAACCCGGCAAAGAUCAUGACACAAAGCAUAAUUAUCCGAACAAAUUGUUGCAAAACAAUGAUCCCUUAGAGUUAAUGCUAAAUGCCAAAAAGCCCGCUGAAGGUUUAAACAUUGAAAGGACUCUUGAAAAGAAAUCUGGAAAAAGCCCAAGUGUAAGUUUAACAAAACCAGAAGAACAAGCCGUUAGUGAUAGUACAAAUCAAGGUAAGGACAGACUGAAAACUAAAGAAACAGUCAGUAAUCAGAAAAGCCCUGUUAAAGAACAAGAACCCAACAGAAAGGAGGCAGGAACAAAGCAUGUCUUUUCUGCACGACAGAACAACUACAUUAAAAGUCAGAGAUUUGUAAGUACAGAUGAUGAUAAUGGUCAUGAUGCUGGUAGUUCUAAUGCAGAAAAACAGCUGGUUGAUAUUAAGGAUAAAAAUGAUAACGAUGAGUGGUCCAGGCAUUCCAAAAAUACAAAAACAAAGGAGAUAAUACAAGAAGAGCAUAAUGCAGGAAUCCAUAAAAAUAAAGCACAAGUUCAAACAAAAGUGGAUGGACCACUAUUGAAAGAAAAUGUUCAUGUUAAAGAAGAGGCUAUCACAGCUAAAGAACAGAGCAGUAUUACAUCAAAGAAUGGUUUGGAAACUCAAAGAGAGCAAAAAGCUAAAGAUUUGUCAAUGAAAGGAAACACUUCUGCGAAGAGAGCACUGUUUGCAUCAAUGGAACCGGGGACAAAUAAGACACUGUUAAAGAGAGAGAAUGUUGUCAUAGAUAAGUACGACUUGGCCACAAUGGCUUUGGAAGAAGUAAUUGCUGAACGAGAACAAAGAAAGUUGAAAAAUACAACUGUCUCAAAUGCAGGUGGUUCACUCACUGAUAGAAAAAGAGCUGGUGGUGAAAAACCCCAAGAAGGUCUUGAGUUACCCACCAGUGGAGAGGACCAACUACCUAGUAAGCUUAGGCUGAAUGAAAGGGGGACAAAAGAUGGCAAAGAUCAGAAUACUGUAUCUGCUUUUAAAACUAAUUGGCAGACUGUGCAAACAAAGUCAGAUGACAUGGCCAAACAUGGUGAAAGUCAUGUGCCUGAGGUAAAAUUAGCCAGGCCCUGUAAGCAGGAAGCUUCUAAUGGGCAGAGCCAGCAUGUAGAACCUAUAAAAUAUAAUGAGAGAGACAGAUUGUGCCUAGAUCAUCAAGAAAGUAACACAAAUAAUAUCAGCAAGGGUGAUAAAAUAUGCCGAAUGAAAGAACUGUUGAAUAAAAAUACAAAGAAAUGCACAAAAAGGGGUGAUCAUUUGGAAAGUAGAGAUGUUUGCAGUGUGGGACAGUAUGAGGAAGAGUUGGGUGUUGACAAAGAGGGUCGUUCCUGUAAACCUGAGAUACCCCCAAGACGAGGGAGAAGUAAUUCUCAGAGUAAUGUAGAGGAAAAGACAGAAAGUAAUUUGGGAAUGAAAAGAGAAGGUGACACUACAGUCAAAACUGAGAUAAUGGAAAGUAAGGAAGUUAGCAAAGUUCAGUCAAGCCAAUCAAAGAAUCGAGGCCCAGUGAGAGGAAAUGUAUCAGCUCUGAAAGAGAAAUACGACAAGGAAAGUAAAGUGAACCGCAAGGAUGCGCAGAAAGGUCCGCCUGUUGAAGGUACAUGUUCUGAAGAGCGACCCAAUGAAAGGGCUCCAAAAGACAAAAUGAAACACAAAUUUGUUCCACCAAAACUCACAGUCAGUGAUCUUGAAAGUGGCACUUAUUCCGUCAUCUUCAAGGAGAUGGAUUCAGAGUCUUCAAAAGAAUCAGAAAGAGGCGAGGAACAUUCUAGUUCACAGAGGAAACGCAGUGUCACCCAAGACUUCCAAAACACUCUAGGUGAUCUCACAAACAACAGAAAUGAAAAAAGGGAAGACAAGGUGAAAACAAAUGAGACGGAAGAAGGUGCUCUAAGCCUGAAGGAGCUUGGAGACAAGCAAAACAAAUCCAAAGGUCCAAAAGUCAACAUGAAAGACUUCCUAAGUGGACUUCUUGGACUUUCAAACUCAGAAAGGGUCAAAACUGUAGAUGAACAUGAGGAGGAACUCUCUGAAACACUAUCCUCAGAGUCUCUAAAACCUGAUAAAGUCAGAAAGGACAGUAUCACAGUAUAUGAUAUCCUUGGACAAUCUCACUCCACAUCGUUGUUAAAUGGCAAACAAACACAUCACAGCAGUCGCUCUUCGAACUCAAGUGAACUCUCUCUAUUACACGAAUCUGAACAGGGGGUACAGUCAGAAGAGUUGUUAAAAAAGCAGAAGUCUGCAGCGCGAAAGAAAGUAGAUGAAAAGGUGAAGGAGAAUUUCCAGAAACCAUCAAUAGAUUUCUGCUCUUUAAGCAACCAUGAAAGUGAGUCAGAUGUCUCUGACAGGGUAGUUUCUCCACCGAGUGAUGUGGACAAAAGAGGAUGGGUCCACAGCUUGAUUGAGUCAUCUAGAAAUUUACCACAAAUAUCACUCCAUCAGGAUCAACAAGAAAACGGCUUGAAUAGAUCUGAGAAAGAUUCGGAAGAUCUGGACCUCUUCAAGGAUCAUCCUCAAGUUGAGAUGCCUGCUAUAUCAGUUAAGAGCCCCCAACCAAACCAACCAGCAAUGCAGUUCUUGUCCCUUCCGACAACUUGUUGGAAGGGAGUUGGAAGUGCCUCUGUUUCUGAGGAGGAGGAGCGACGCUCUGCUGUGAGCACUUUAUCUGAGGGAAUUGAUGGCUAUGAAACAAGCGGAGGGGAUACGAUGGAGGAGAACAUCUCUAGCACUGCACCAACAGAGGAUACGGAGGGAUCCAAGGCAGCCAGCGAGAGAUCUGCUUCAGCCUGUAGUGGAAACGACAGUCAGGGUCAGAACAAGCCGCCCGUUGUACCUCCAAAAACCGAAAAGGCUCUACGCCGAGCCAUGAAGCUCACCACACGGAGGAUACAAAAGGCUGAAGCUAAAAGCAAAUCUGAACGUAAAGGCAGGAGUGGUGACAAAAGUGUCAGUCACAAGACUGAGAGGAGGCAUCACAGCACUGACAAAGAUCGUGACAGAUCUGAACACGGGUCCCUCAGCAGUGACAGAAUCGGCAAACAAAGCGAUCAUCUUGAUGAUAAGCUUGAGCACAAAACUCGAAGUGAGAAGCAUGCUAGACGCCAUAGUGGCCACAAGAGCCAAAACGUAGAAGAGAAUGAUCCUAGUAAAACAGUGCCACAUGCAACCAAAGGCAAAGAUAGGCAAACUUGUGACUCAAAGAGCCAUCGCAGUGAGAAACAACCAGAACGCAUAUCAAACCACAAGGAUCAUUUGGAGAAUGGCAAUGUAAGUAAUGACAGCAAUAGAUUGGGUCGGAGCAAUGAGAAAUACUCGCCCAAGAAACUGGAACGUAGAACUCAAAGCCUGGAUAGAUUUUUAAGGGAUAAACAUGAAAACAUAUCAAGCGGCACUGGGAAAACUGCUCUUGAAGUUAAUUCAAUCGAAGGAUCUCAGUACUGUAAUCCAAAGGCAUUACCUUUGCGUCACAACAGCAUUGAACAUACUUUCGCACCAGCCACUAAUCUUGUAACGCAGUCCUUCCCGAUCACCCAGAGGAAGCUUUUACAGGACCCAGAUUCUGGACAAUACUUUCUGGUGGAUAUGCCCGUACAGGUCAAAACAAAAACUUUCUUUGACCCGGAAACAAAAAGUUACGUGCAACUGCCGGUACAGUCUCCUGAGGCUGCUGUGCGACAAGCUCCGCCACUGGAGGUUAUAAACACACCAUCACUUAUGCUGUAUCAUGGCUUUGUUCCAGUGCCUGUACCAUCACAGAAAUCUGUUGUCAGGACUGCAGGAUCUAUGAUUCCUCCUGAUGACCUAGAAGACUUUGAACCUAGCAGGAAACAGAUGCAAGAGGACUUUUAUGAAACGCAUAAUGAAGAUCCUUACACUGAGCCGGUGUAUAUACCACAAGAACAUACACCUGAAGAGGAAAUUGAUAUUGUGAGAUGACAACAUCCACACCAGUGGAUGGUUCAGAGAUCGAAUGUGACUGAAAUCAGGGAUUUGUGUUGUUCGUAGAUGACGGUUUCACUGUUUCCGACUUGCAGUCUGAUGUGACGUGGAAAAGUUUCUAGUACGUAUGCUGUUCUUUGUUUAUAGUGCACAAGAUGUGAAUUGUAAAUGUUUAUUUCUUAUUGAAGUAAGGCAAUAUCCUAGUUCUCUUACUGUUAAAAAGCACUUGUCGGUUCGUAAGGGGAAGUUGAAAUUUGCCUAACUGAAGGUAGUUUUGCUUUCAUAAAUGUCAGAAAGAGAUUAUUUUGAUACAUCUUGUAUUUGAGUUUUGGAAAUACUUAAUCCACAGUAUUUUUCACUGCAGAAAAGUAUUGUAAAAAUGAAGAGAUCGACAUAGGUGUUUUAUAUGCUUCAAAUGGUGUAUUUGACAAAUGCUGAUUGCACCGCUUUUCUGGGUGCAUUUUGGAAUGAAUUAGUUUAUUUAACUGGAUUGUUGCUUCAGAAAAGAACCAUUCCAAUAAAAGCAUCAUCAAUAAGCAAUUGUUUAAUUAUUUCAUUUUGAUGAUUGCACUACCAUUUAUCUAAAGAAGAAUCACAUUCAGUCUCAGGAAGCCAGCCAGAGAUUAUCUGUACAGCACCUGGUAACAAAGUGGGAAAUACAGUUCUGUACAUGGAUAUGUUUAAUAUCUUGUCAUUUAGUGCCUCAAGCAAAACACUCAAGUAUCUUACAAAGAUUUGAUGCCACUAACCUGGAGAACCUUGGGAAAUCAGUUCUUCCUUACUUUCGCUCAUUGUUUUACCAUAAUACUUUGGUGAUUUCAGUUAGCUUUAGAUAUCUUUGUCUGCAAAAAUGCACCAGACUACAUCUUGCUUAGCCCAUUACAACACCAUUCUGC
Molecule: messenger RNA, 7190 nt
Organism: Labeo rohita (rohu)
Lineage: Eukaryota; Metazoa; Chordata; Actinopteri; Cypriniformes; Cyprinidae
Biological process (GO): positive regulation of calcineurin-NFAT signaling cascade
Cellular component (GO): Z disc
Source: RefSeq, a predicted model, not a curated record